Molecule: messenger RNA, 2580 nt
Organism: Effrenium voratum
Lineage: Eukaryota; Dinophyceae; Suessiales; Symbiodiniaceae
Source: the annotation of a GenBank genome assembly
AGCCAUCGGCUCCAAGCGGUGGAGUGCGAAGAGCGAGCUUGCCACUGGGCGGACAUGCGGCGCUACCAACAGGUGAAGGAUAUUGAGAGCGACAGCGUGGACGACAUCACGGUCAGCGAGGAUGAGGGAGAAGAAACCUUCGUAGACCGGAAGCUGACAUUCCUGUCGGAAGCCAGGGAUGGGUUUGUGGUGGCUCAGAAGACGUCCUUGCAGGUGGCGUGUUGGACCACCGUUUUCAGCGCUUUCGCGGUGGUCGUCAACCGUCACGAGCUGUCAGCGAAGGGCUUCCCGCCCUCCAGCAUCCUGUGCAACGUGCUGUUCACGGUGGGUAGCGACCUGGGCUCCACGCUGAACAACAUCUACUACGGUGUGAUCGGUACCUUCAUCGCGUGGAUUACGAAUUGGACCUUCUUGGGCUUCUUCCCAGACGCGUACACUGGGGAGCCACUCAGAAGAUCAACGAGACCGUGCGCUUCUGGGCGCUUCUGAACUUCACCGGGGGCUAUGCCAUGGAUCUGGUGAACCCGAGCGUCAAUGGCGAGAACUUGUCAGGCAACUUCAAGCUCAACUACCUGGGCACGGCCGAGAACGCCUUCAUUCUCUACCUCAUCGGUGCGGCGCUCGCCUUCAUCAUCUUCCUCAUCCCGCCCAUCACUUCGCUCUACCGGUCCCAGAACCGCGUGGUUGUUAUCAUGAAGGAGAUGUCGGAUCUUAUUAAGCGCGUGCAUCACUACUACUCCGGGAACACGCAAACCCUGGAGUGCAACUACAUCAAGGAAGACUUCAAGAUUCUCAGGGCGAGGUUGGCGGAGGCUGAAAACUAUGGCGUGAGCUCCUGGUACGAGUCCUGCGGGCGGAGCAAGAAGCGCUACAUGAUGCUGAAGCUGGUCCACCUGAUCAAGGACCUCAUGGAGUAUGCGGAGCCUUUGCUGGAGGUCAUCUCCAAGGAAGACUUUAAAGAGAGUCACACCAUCAUGAUGCGAUACGUUCGGAGCCCUUUGGGCAAGGUCCUGAACUGCACCAUGGACAUCGUCCAGAAGCUCAUCGCCGCCGCGGAGGACGGGGACAUCGACCAGGACGAGCGGAAUCACCUGGAGGAAGACAUCUCCCGCAUGCCAGCGCUGGUGGAACAUGUUCAGAACAAGGUGGUGGAGGCCACCCGGGAGUUCGGCAGCAAGAGGAUCCAAGACGAGGUGCUGGGUGAGCACUACAUGGUCCUGACCAUCUGCCGCAUGGCGCAGCUGACCAUGGACGAGGCCAAGGAGUUCUUCGUGGAAGGCAGCGUGGAUGACGAUAUCGCCUCCGCGUUCCGCAACUCCAUCAAAGGGCUUUGCCACUUCAACCAGGGAGACUUGAAGUGGGCUUUGCGCUCUUCUGUGUGCCUCUUGGUGAACUUCAUGAUCGGCUUCAUAGGCUGGUGUGCGGCGGAAAACCUCGUGCAAGUGGCGGCGGGCGAGGAGAAGCCCGUAUGCUUCAUCCGCCGCUACACCGCUGGUCUCGCCAAUAUCAACGUGGUGCUGCUGAGCCGCUACGGCGGGGGCACCUUGAAGGCGGCCUUGGACCGGGUCUCCGCAGUGGUGCUCGCCUCUGUGGUGGGACAGGUCGGGUAUGUCGCCUUCGGCUGGUGCACGGACACGUCCAGGAUCCUCACGCUGAUCUCGGUCUUCCUGGUCAGCUGGAUCUUCAUGUACUUGAAUUUCGACGGCGAUUCAAACACAGCGUCCAUCGCCCAGCGUUUGGCAGCGAUCACAGUCUCAAGCCUCAUGGCAGAUUGCUCCGACAAGUCCAGCACUGCCAGCACGUACUCGGGGAAGUACCACGACCUCUCCGAGAUCAUCAUCGGCGUGAUUGUCAUGAACCUCUUCGACAUGAUUGUCGGGGACGAGUCGGCCCAGAUUCAGGCAUCAGAACGUCUAACGGAGGCGGUCAAGGGCUAUGAGAAGACCUUCCAGCGGUACAUCAACAAUGAUAUCGACCACGAAGGGCUGGCGGGCGAGGUUUCCAUCAUCGAUGGCCAGCUGAACGAGGCGCGGCAGUUUGUGGGCACCGCGGUGAUGGAGCCAAGGUUCUGGCGACCGAACUUCAACUCCAUUCUCUUUGAGGAUGUCGUGGCCACGUACAAGAUCCUCUGCACCCAAAUUCUGAAGGUCAGCAAGGUCUUGGAGGAUGACAAGCAGUUCCUCCUCGACUCCCUUCCGAGCUUCUCACAACUGAGGGAACAGAUGUUCUUGUGCCUGAACGAGACCAGCAACAUCUCCCUGGCAUGCGUGGCGCACGAUGAGCAAGGGCUGGCAUCCAUGGUGAACAAGAAGGUGAAGUCCGAUUCGCGGAUUAUUGACAUGCUGGUUGCUGACAUGAACUCGCAGACACAGCCGCCACCCGUCAAGGACCGAGACGGCGAGAUGCACGUUCUCCCUGACAGCCGUCGCUGCGCGACGGCGACCAUGAUCCAGUCCAUGAUGAAUGGCAUGCGAAACUUGCAGCUGAAGAGUGUAUCGGAGAAGAACAUGCUUUGAGCAGGCGAUCAAUCACUUGCUUACCGGACACUCUCUUUCUCGUGGCGCUGCACCAGAAUGGGCU